Polychytrium aggregatum is the source of this 1192-nucleotide messenger RNA. RefSeq lists its product as uncharacterized. The coding region runs from base 77 to 787 and encodes 236 amino acids. The record is from RefSeq and is a predicted model, not a curated record. The transcript has a single exon. Lineage: Eukaryota; Fungi; Chytridiomycota; Chytridiomycetes; Polychytriales.
GUUCUGCUCUCCAUCAUCCACCGCUCGCAACGUCCUCGACACCCGCUCCCCAUCGCAGCAGUCCAUCACCGCUCCCAUGAAAUCUUCUCUCGGCUUCGUCCUUCUCUCGAUCGCCUUGAUCGCCGCAGGCACUGCUCGGGCCACCACCUCGGGGGUUUGGCUCAACACCGACGACAUCUACAACGAGCUGAUCCCGACGGAUCCUGUUCCGGCUCCGCUCUACUGCCUGCGCGACAACUGUCUCUCGAUCGGUGGUGUGGUCGACCAGAUCUUCAACUCAUGCAACGCUACCAUCAUGACCCAGCUCUCGGCAUCGACCCCGCCCGAUAUAACCAAGCUCAAGCUCAUGGUCUCGGACUGCAUCUGCGGCUCGGAUGAGAACGCCCGCCUCUACAUUGUUGCGAUGUGGCAAGCCUGCGUCAUCUGCCAGAACAGCCUCAAUACCACGGCCCUCGGCCAGAAUCUGUUCACGACCGCCUGCCAAUGCCAGUCCCCUCCGCCGAUCGAUUUUUUCCUUGACCCACUGACCAGCAGGAAGUGCAACACUAUUAACCCGGCUUACAACAGCAACAGCCGUCGGCGCCCAACCGGCCCGCCUGCGCCUGCCCCGCCUUCAUCCAACACCACCAACACCAACACCAACUCGACCAGCAAGGCGGCAGCGCCGGGGACCACGUCCUCUGCAGCACCGUCCAGCACGAGCCCGGGCAUUGUCAUCAACAACCCGUCGUCAACGACCUCUAUUGCGCCGUCAUCUUCGUCGUUCCUCGGAUCUCUGCUGUGGUAGCGACGAGAGUCUACAAGCAGUGUGUUCUGAACCGCGGCGCCGCAUGCUCAAUAUGUCCAAUACAACGCCUGACCAUCCUCGCUAUUGCGCACUCUGAGAUCCCAAUGGUGUCGCAUGUGCCUGACGAAGGAUAUCGUCCACGCGAAGGACCUCGCCGAUCGUUGGUUGUUUGGGAGCCCGCUUUUGCUCCUCCACCCGGAUUCUCGCAAGGCCGGUGCCCGCACCAGAGGCGACUCGAGGAUGCGGCGACGGCGGGAGACCUGGCUGGACAAGCCGGACAAAUUGGAGCGACCGCUGGACAGCUUUCAUUGGCUGGGUGUGUCGGGGAGACCGAGCGGCAGCAGCAGCGAGCCAACAGAGGCUCGUUUCCAGCGCAUCUCCAGCAAGGGUCUGGUUUUCAUGGAA